AUGUUUAGGCCCAAAAGUGUGCCCUCGUCGCCGAUGGUGAAAAGAGCGUUCUCGAGACUCGGAACCAUCACCGUUGAGUGGGGGAGGAGUAUAAGGAAACACGGGAGCAAUACUCUGCAGGUUGAAGACAGAAAACGGUGGACUUCUUCCCAAGACUGCAGCAAUAAAGAAGCAAAAGAGAAAGAAAAAGCAGCCCAGUCUCUCGCAGUACCAAGACUGAGUGUUUGUGCUGACGCCCAGAAAGUCGAUCGUGCGAAAUUGGCACAAACUGAAUUCGACAUAAUCGAAUUCGACCCCGAAACAUUCGGAAUACUAUUGGACUACUUGCAUACCGGGUCAUGUCCGCUGACUUGCAGCAACAUCCCGGGCUUGAUAUGCGCGGCGGAACAUUACGACCUUCCGGAUUUGCUGCAAGCUUGUUUCCACCAUGCCAAGCAAUUCCUGAGGAUCGAAAUAGUCUAACAAUUAAAAAAAAAAUAAAUGAAUAAAAAAUGAAUUGUAAUUUAUUUAUUUCCCAUAAAAGUAAAAAUAUAAAACUGAUGAGUGUCUUAUUGUUCUAAAUAUUAAAAUAAAUAAACGACUGGACGAAAGUAAAUUUUCCAUUGCAACUUUUCUGCUAUUUAAUCAUAACAACAAUAAUUAUAUAUCCAACAAAUAAUAGUAAUUGUAAUUAAAACCAUGAUAAGAUCGUUGCGAUCUCGAGUCGAAUGUUCGUUGAAAAUAUAUUAAUGAAUCAGUACAUUUAUCAUUAGCCAUCGAUUUAUUAAUAAAUGAAUAAUAAAUACUAAUAUAAUAAUAA
Molecule: messenger RNA, 799 nt
Organism: Microplitis mediator
Lineage: Eukaryota; Metazoa; Arthropoda; Insecta; Hymenoptera; Braconidae
Exons: 3
Coding region: 1-462 (153 amino acids)
Biological process (GO): activation of GTPase activity
Cellular component (GO): cytoplasm
Molecular function (GO): GTPase activator activity; protein binding
Source: RefSeq, a predicted model, not a curated record